AUGCCGAGCGAGGAUACUAAGCGACGCUCGCGUCUUGUGGACGAGAAUGACGGAGAAACGGUGGAAUUCACCACGUCCAAGGACAUUACUAUUUUCCCCACAUUUGAGGCCAUGGGGCUCAAGGAAGAUUUAUUACGCGGUAUUUACUCGUAUGGAUUUGAAAAGCCUUCAGCUAUCCAGCAACGUGCUAUCAAGCCUGCUAUUCAAGGUCGUGAUCUAAUUGCUCAAUCGCAGUCUGGAACCGGCAAGACAGCGGUGUUCUCGAUCUCUAUUUUACAAUCUCUUGAUACUUCCAGCAACGAAACGCAGGCAUUAGUCAUUUCACCAACUCGUGAAUUAGCUGAGCAGACACAAAAAGUGGUGUUGGCAUUAGGAGAUUUUAUGAAUGUGCAGUGCCAUGCUUGCAUUGGUGGCAAAAGUGUGGGUGAAGACAUCCGUCGACUGGACUUUGGUGUACAGGUAGUGUCGGGCACACCCGGUCGGAUAUUUGACAUGAUUCGUCGUCGUAACUUGCGUACACGCAAUAUCAAAAUGCUGGUAAUUGAUGAAGCGGAUGAGAUGCUGAACAAGGGCUUUAAGGAACAAAUCUAUGAUAUCUACCGCUAUUUGCCACCAUCGACGCAGGUGCUGCUAGUGUCGGCUACAAUGCCACAGGAAGUACUCGACUUGACGCGCAAAUUUAUGAAUGAACCUGUGAAGGUGUUGGUGAAGCGUGAUGAGCUGACACUGGAAGGCAUCAAACAGUUUUUUGUAGCUGUUGAAAAGGAGGAGUGGAAAUUUGAUACGUUGUGUGAUUUGUACGACACAUUGACCAUCACGCAAGCUGUGAUCUUUUGCAAUACGAAACGGAAGGUGGACUGGCUCACUUCCAAGAUGCGUGAGGCCAAUUUUACGGUGUCAGCAAUGCACGGUGACAUGCCACAAAAGGAGCGUGAUGCCAUUAUGCAGGAGUUUCGGUCAGGUGGUUCUCGUGUGCUUAUUACGACCGACGUAUGGGGUCGUGGUCUGGACGUGCAACAGGUGUCGCUAGUUAUCUGCUAUGACUUGCCUAACAAUCGCGAGCUGUACAUCCACCGCAUUGGUCGCUCUGGCCGUUUUGGACGCAAAGGUGUUGCUAUCAACUUUGUCAAGGAUGAUGAUAUUCGCAUCCUGCGAGACAUUGAACAGUACUAUAGUACGCAAAUUGAUGAGAUGCCAAUGAACGUGGCAGAUCUCAUUUAG
Peronospora belbahrii is the source of this 1221-nucleotide messenger RNA. Lineage: Eukaryota; Oomycota; Peronosporomycetes; Peronosporales; Peronosporaceae. The record is from the annotation of a GenBank genome assembly.